Centropristis striata (black sea bass) is the source of this 2920-nucleotide messenger RNA. Its product is annotated as leucine-rich repeat and immunoglobulin-like domain-containing nogo receptor-interacting protein 1. The transcript has 2 exons. NCBI's taxonomy places the organism in Eukaryota, Metazoa, Chordata, Actinopteri, Perciformes, Serranidae. The coding region runs from base 373 to 2199 and encodes 608 amino acids. The record is from RefSeq and is a predicted model, not a curated record. Gene Ontology annotation, molecular function: protein binding.
UUGUUGCCAUGAGGACGGUGAAGCAACAGGGGAAACCAGAGCUGCAGCAACACGUUUUCUCCGGAGUUGAAAAUCUCAGCACGGGAGGAUGAAGCUCUCCCGUUAUAAUAUGUGUGUCUGUUUCUGUCACGUUGCAGGUUUCAUUUGGAUGUAUUUCUAAACAACAGACAAGGAGCUGACUGAUCAAAAAGAUUUACUCUGCUCUUUUCCAAUUCUCUUCUCUUGUGUCAACAAUAUAUCAAGAGACAAUUUCAGGAAGAAAAAAAAGGAAACACUUCCAAAUACGCUCUUGUGGGUUUUUUCCCCCCACAAAAUUGUGAAAAUGGAGCUAUCACAAUGACAAGCCCUCCAGACUGAAGAGACGGCCCCCAGAUGUUUGAGGGGAUUGCUCUCCACCAAUGGCUGUGCUGGGGAGCUCUCUACCUGCUGGCAGCGGGGGUGGCAUUAUCAUCUGAAACACGCCGGCCGUGUCCACAGUCCUGCCGCUGCAACCCCGUGCUGCUGGGGUUGAACUGCUCCGAUGGCCAACUCACCACAGUGCCCGACAGUCUGCCACAAAACACUAAACUACUAAACUUAACACACAAUAAGAUCAAGACUCUGGUGCACCAGCAGUUCCAGACUCUGACACAACUUUUAGACUUGGAUUUGAGUGAUAAUACUAUGGUGAUAAUUGAAGCCGAAGCAUUUCUUGGCUUGCAGAGUCUGGUAACUCUGCGUCUCGCUCGCAACCACCUGAAAAUUAUCCCUCUUGGAACGUUUGCUGGUUUGACAAAACUGGAGAAACUCGACAUAAGCGACAAUGAGAUCCUUGUUUUUCUAGAUUUUACUUUCCGUGACUUACCCGCUCUGCAGUUUAUUACAGCAACAGAUAAUGACAUAGUUUUUAUUUCUCAUCAAGCAUUUAGUGGCUUAAUAAGUCUGCAAGAGCUGCGCCUUGAUGGCUGCAACCUCACUGCUGUGCCCACAGAGGCGCUCACGCAGCUCGGCGGCCUGAGAAGUCUUCAUUUGCAGCGACUGGGCCUCACCACGCUGCCAAACUACUCUUUCCGUCAUCUAGAGCGCCUCAAGGAACUUGUUAUUUCUCACUGCCGCUGGCUGGAGACCCUGUCAGGAAAUAGUCUCUUUGGUCUAAAUCUUACAUCCCUAACUAUCACACACUGCAACCUCAGUGCUGUCCCCUACAUCCCUUUGCACCAUCUUGUAUAUCUGUCAUACCUUGACCUUUCUUUUAACCCAAUCACCCACAUUCAUGGGAACCUGCUUGGAGACCUGCUACGGCUCCAAGAGCUCCGUCUGGUGGGGGGAUCAUUGCUUCGUGUUGAAAUCGGAGCAUUCAGGGGUUUGGUGCAUCUCAAAUUGUUGAAUGUAUCUAGAAACCUUCUCACCACACUCGAGGCAGGAGCUUUCCAUUCAGUGGACUCCCUAAGAACUCUGGGACUCGACAACAACCCACUAGCGUGUGACUGCCGACUGCUGUGGGUUGUGCAAAGACGACUACAUGUGGACUUUGGUGGAAAUCCACCAACUUGCUCUACCUCUGUCCAGUUGCAGGGCUGGUAUUUUCUAGACUUUACUGAGGCCGAGCUGCCGGGCCUGCUCACAUGUCGACAGCCUCGUAUUCUGGAUCCCACAACUCGUGAAGUGAGAAUAGAUCAAGGACACACUGUGGUGCUUUAUUGCAAUGCAGAAGGUGACCCUCUGCCAUCUGUUACCUGGAUAAGCCCACAGCUAAAACCUCUAUCACCCAUCGGUAGAAUACGGGCUCUCUCUAAUGGCUCACUCGAGGUUCGCUAUGCCCAACCUCAAGACAGUGGCACUUAUCUCUGUGUGGCAUCUAAUGCUGCAGGAAAUGAUAGCCUGCCCGUCAGCCUUCAUGUUCAAGCCUUUCUAUCAUCUUCUAAAAAACCCUUUCGUCUUCAGGGAUGGUUCGCCUUUCCGUCUGCCUCCCCAGGUGUGAAUGAAAACCAGAAUGUCCCAUUCGACGUAAAGACAUUACUGGUAGCUGCAACCAUUGGGUUUCUCUCAUUUUUCAGCUCUGUGUGCCUGUGUUUCAUCUUCAUGUUCCUCUGGAGUAAGAGUAAAGGGCAAAUAAAGCACACUGCCACAAUCGCAUAUGUGCCACGAAGCGCCAUGUCAAGUAGUAAUGCAGGGAAAGGCAACAUGGAGACAAGCAGGUUCACCAUGAAACUAAUAUGAGUCAAAAACUAAAAAGCCUAUUUUCACUUGGUAUAACUUGGUACAUUCAAAUAUAAAAUGCUUCUUUCAAUUACAAUCACAAAAUUAAUUUCAUUUUACAGCAUGUAAAUUUGUGCAACGGACGCUGACUGUUGAUUCAUUCAUAAAAAUGUAAGCAUGUUAGCUUGUGCAAAAGUGAAAAGACAAGACAUGAAGUAAAGUCUGCAGAUAAGCCAUUCUGGAUAUUAAUAGGAGUUUAAGUUCAAUUUAAGGAACAUCAAACCUGAGGUAGAGGUAGACAUCACUGAUUAACUUUAUAUUUUAUAUUCUCUUUCAUGAGACGCUGUAACAAAGCCUGAAUGUUAAGCAGCCAAAGUAAGCAAUAUUAAAUGAGCAUAAUGCAUGUAAUAUGUAGAGAUGUUAAUUAUUCCAUUUAUUGCGUGUUGCUCAUAUUGCCUUUGUGAAUGUCUAUAUAUAUAUACUGUAGAAACAAUGUUUAAUUUGUUCAUUUGGUUCUAAAGACAGAUGGAACGGUAGACGUUUUAAAUGUAAUAUUUCUGUUGGACCUCAGAUGGUUGCUGUGUGAUAACUAGAAUAUAUAAAAUAAAUGCUAACCUUACAUUAAGGUUAAUGUACGCAAUACUUGCAUCUAUAUAGCAUGGCCUUCUGUUUUAAUUUGUAGUAGCCAACCAUUUAUUUUGUCACAUUUACUGCUGUACUCAUUAUUAAAUUAUAUUUCAAA